Messenger RNA from Electrophorus electricus (electric eel), 2024 nucleotides. NCBI's taxonomy places the organism in Eukaryota, Metazoa, Chordata, Actinopteri, Gymnotiformes, Gymnotidae. The record is from RefSeq and is a predicted model, not a curated record.
CACAUGUCCCAUGAUCAGUACCUGAAGGGAGAUCUCUCCCUCACCAUCAAUGAUGUUGAUUACACUAAGAGGACCCGGUACACCUGUGAUUGUGGUGGUGAACACAUCUGUGAUGUGAGCAUUCAGAUUGAGACUGUAAAUGUCCACAAACAUAUCCACCUUGGACAAUCUGUCAGCAUGGAUGUGAAUGUCACAGAGCCAGUAGAAAUGAUUCUCAACAGGACUCAUGACACCAAACCAAACCUUGUCAGACUGUGUGCGGUUGAUGGGCGUGAAAUUCAGUGUGUCCCUGAGUAUGAGAAGAGAGUGUCAUACAGAUUCAGUCUGCAGCUGGAGGAUCUGAAGGAGUCUGAUAGUGGUGUUUACACCAUAUGGGACACCAGGAAUGAGGAAGUCAUUGCUACAUACAGAGUAAUAGUUGGUGCAGUUCCACCUCAAGCGCUACAGAAUCCUGUUACAACAGUGAAGCUUAAUGAGAAUACAACUCUCCCCUGUAAUCAGACAUGUUCUGGUCUGGUCACAUGGACUGUCUUCCAUAAACCAGAUGACAUUCUGGCUCAGUGUAAUCAGACAUCAUGUCAGUCAAAGGAGGGAUUUCACAUGUCCCAUGAUCAGUACCUGAAGGAAAAUCUCUCCCUCACCAUCACUGAUGUUGAUUACACUAAGAGGGCCUGGUACACCUGCAAGUGCAGUAGUAAAACAUUAUGUGAUUGGAAUCUUGAAGUGCAUGCUUUCAGCUUUAACGUUCAUGUCCUUCCUGGAGAAUCUCUCACCAUGGAUGUGCCCGUCUCAGAGCCAGUGGAAGUGCUUUUUAAUAAGAGCGGUGAUGCCAGUCCAAACCCAGUCAGUCUGUGUGAGGUUUAUGGGCAUAAAAUUCAGUGUGUCCCUGAGUAUGAAAAGAGAGUGUCAUUCAGUUCCAGUCUGCAGCUGAAGGAGCUGAAGGAGUCUGAUAGUGGUGUUUACAUCAUACGGGACACCAGGAAUGAUGAAGUUAUUGCUACAUACAUGGUGACCAGAGUCACUGCUGGGGGUAGGGAGCAAGAACCUGACACAGACACCGUGGAGAAGGAGCCAGAGACGCUUCGCAUGAGCAGGCUGCUGCUCCAUUUGGGGCUGCCACUGGCUGUGGUGCUGCUACUGAUCUUACUGGCGUCUUACUGGCUUUUCCGAAAUGAAUGUUGUUUAUGGAUGAAUGUGCAACCAAAUGAACAGCAGCAUGAGAUGCAGGACUUACCCCACCAAGUGGGGGAGCAGAGGACCAAUCAGAAUGUUUCAGAGAGGGAACCAGAUAUUCAGGACCUGCUCUUGAAUCCUGAUUCAUCAAAAACUGAAUCUCUGCCCUCUCAUCCUGUUCUUGAUUCAUCAGAUAAUGAACUGCUCACUGAUCAUGUUCCUGAUUCAUCAAAUAAUGAGGUGAAAGAUGCAUGUUCAGAGAUAAAGGAGUCGAGUUGCUCGGACGACUCUUAAUGGAGGAUUUGACUCACAUACCAUCAUGGGUGACAUAACGGGUUCCUCCACCAGGGAAGACGAAGGUCAAAAUGAAGGAGAGUCAUCAAAAUAGCAGGCUACUAGUAGUUAUGGGCUUUAGGCUUUGGGUAAGUGAAGAGGGCAGUUAUGUGCUCUAAGUCUGGGAAGAGGAGCCAGCAAGAGAUCAGUGAGGUACAACACCCCAUGGGGCAGCAGAGGUCAAUCAGAAUGUUUCAGAGAGAGAACCAGACACUCAGGAGAUAUUCUUGAAUUCUGAUUCAUCAAAUAAUGAUGAAUCUACUCUUGAUUUUGUUCCUGAUUCUUCAAAUCCUGAGCUGUUCUCUCAUCCUGUUCUUGACUCUUGUUCAUGUGUUCCAGCUCCUUCACUGGACUGAUUCAUAGAAGUGCUCUCUUCAAAGAACAUCGUCUCUGCUGCUCUGAUCUUGGGGUACUUUUGGGUGUUUUGGGACUCUUUUGGAUACUUCUGGGCAUUUUCACACUUGGAACUUUUCAGUGUUUCUAGUGGUCUCAGUCAAUGAGUCAUGGUUUCUAUGGUA